Messenger RNA from Scylla paramamosain (green mud crab), 1171 nucleotides. It is a transcript of the gene DCTN5-p25, whose product is annotated as dynactin subunit 5-like. The coding region runs from base 191 to 787 and encodes 198 amino acids. The transcript has 4 exons. Lineage: Eukaryota; Metazoa; Arthropoda; Malacostraca; Decapoda; Portunidae. The record is from RefSeq and is a predicted model, not a curated record. Gene Ontology annotation, cellular component: dynactin complex.
ACUCAUGUGUAAGCUCAGUGUGUGGCUGGCUGGAAUUACCAAGUAUAUAUAUUUCCAUUAGCUUGUCAUUUGGGUGGUGCGGCAAGUAGACGAGUGUGACACCUGAUCGGGGAUCGCUGUCAACAAACAGGGGGAGGAGUGUUGGGUGUUCCAGGGUGUGCUGUGGACGUGACCCUUCCCCACCCUCGCCAUGGAGCUGGAAGAUUCGUACUACCCCAAGGCGCAGUACAUAGAGACGGCUACUGGGAACCGAGUGAGUCGUGCAAGUGUACUUUGUGGGUCACAGAACAUUGUGCUCAGCGGCAAAGUGAUUGUCCUCAAUGGGGUCAUCAUACGUGGUGACCUGGCUAACGUGAGGGUUGGCAGGCACUGUGUCAUCUCCUCCAGGGCUGUGAUCAGACCACCCUUCAAGAAAUUCAGCAAAGGAGUUGCCUUCUUCCCACUGCAUAUUGGGGACCAUGUCUACAUUGGUGAAGGUUCUAUCAUCAAUGCAGCAGCUGUGGGGUCUUAUGUUUACAUUGGAAAAAACUGUGUCAUUGGGCGACGGUGUGUACUCAAAGACUGCUGCAUGAUUGCUGAUAACACAGUGCUUCCUCCUGAGACAGUUGUACCACCCUUUGCCAUCUACACUGGUUCACCUGCACGCCAGACAGGGGACCUUCCUGAAGCAACACAGGACCUCAUGACAGACUACACCCGCAGCUGUUACCAUCAUUUCAUACGGGUGAAGGAUCUACCACCACAGGCACGGGAGGGGGCAAAUGUGGCAAGGCUGGUGGACGUGUGAGUGUGUGUGUGUGAAGGAGAGAGAGAGAGAGAGAGAGAGAGAGAGAGAGAGAGAGAGAGAGAGAGAGAGAGAGAGAGAGAGAGAGAGAGAGAGAGAGAGAGUUUAAAAGAUUGAUAUGGCAUAUUUAUCUUUGUAGGGAUGUCACUCUAGUGUGUGUGUGUAUGUAUGUGUGUGAAGAUGGAUUAAAUCUAGUUUGUUAAGCCACACCAAGUUAUCAUUAUUAUUAGAAUAUACACUUAAACAUUAAUCUUGCAUCAAUGUUACAUACACAGUAUAUUACAUACUCAGGCAUGCAAGUGAAAUAUUGUAUGCAGUGAGCAGCUUUAUUUUCACUGUAUUUUCAUCCUGUAAUCUGUGUGCAGAGAAGUAAAAAAGUAGUCUUGG